AUGGUGGGAGGCUGCGUGCCAGGCCGGGCCCUUUCCACCUCACGCCCUUACUACUGUUCUGGUCACGUUUUUUCUGUUCACCAUCUCCUAUUUACACCGUCACCACAGGUGGCCAAGAACUCGAGAGUCCUCCUUGUUGAACCCUUCUGGCCAAGGUGGCUUCUGUCAGGCCAAAGAAGAAAAAAGAUGUGAAGGGCAUCUGCUUUCCUGUUCUGGGAGUUGUUUCUGUUUUGUUUUGUUUGGAAAGUGGUUUGUUUUUUGUUUUUUUUAAUUGAAGAUAACAAAAAGGUGACCGGCUGCCUUGAGGUACAGCAGUAGCUCUGUGGGAUUUCUCUAUCUCCAUCUAAACCCUUUGUUUUGAGCCUCUCUGUUUUUCUUCCUGCCCAUGUUUUAUAAUUAUCAGUAUCCAAAGUUCAGCUUGGCCUUGGUUUAGCUGCUUCCCUCGCAGGAAGGGAAGUGAGCUCUGCCUUUGAUGAAGCUAUAUAAAAGCAUUUUGCAGCCUUUAAAAGCAUAUUCUCCUCCAUGAGCCUAGAAACAUCACAACAGCAAGGCUCUGGGGCACAUCCAAAGGCUUGCAGGUGAGCAGACUACCUGCCUUGUGAUGGGUGAAAGAAUUUCCUGGUAAAUUGAUUAAAUACACAGAACUAUCAGAUGCUCUGCAUAACCUGUAAAAUAUGUUUUUGGGGGUAGGAUGUGAUGGAUCAUUACAAAUAGCCUUGUAAAAAGGGUUACACAGGAUUUUAACUCCCUUCAGAUCGUUAAAAUUCAUGAGUCUGGUAUGUUUGGUGGCCAGCCUGGAGGAAGGAUUAAUAUUGAGACUUGUUCAUAUUUUCAAGUAUCUUCUCUGUAUUUAUUUGUGGUAGCUGUUGCACAGGUGACUCUCUUAAUGCUAUUUACGCACAUAAAAACUGUGUGUGAAUUGGGAUUUAAGCGAAAAAAAUACACCAAACAAAACUACAUCAGUAACAAUUUGUUCAUUUAACAGGACAGUUCCCUUUAUGCAUCUGGAGGGUAGGUAAACAGCACUGAUACAGCCUCUUUUGCCCUAUUUCUCCCUGUUUUCUCCUUGUUUUCUCUGUUUUCUCCCUGAUUCUGAAUUUAGUUUUCAGUAUAGCAAUAAAUAUUUACAAGGCAUGAUAGCUGGCUUGACAGGAACUGCAACAAAAUGAUUUCCUGGGCAGAGGCUUUUUCAGCUUUUGCCAGUCCCUCAUCAUCUGUGCUUUCACAUCUUUACCAGUAAGGGCAACAACACGCUAUGAUUAAAACAUCUGAAGCAGUGGCUGUUCUUCUGCUCCUCAAACCUCCUUCGAGGACACGGUUUGUGCAGGAAUCGUGGAAAUUCGACAACAAAAAAAGGCACUGCAGAGCCCAGAGCCCGCUGCCGGAGCUUUGUGAGCACCGAGUCCCGCCUGGUAACAGUUGCUACGCCUCCGGGCUGAAAGGGGUCACCUCAUACCAGCCUCCCUCAUCAUCUGCCUGCAUCACCCACCCGCCACCGAGCUCUCAGCAUGUGCGAGACUGAAUCUGAAGGCAAAAGCUUCAUAUAAUACAAAACACCAGACGGUGAUCUGUCUCCCUUCUCUGGCUUGCGUGUUGUCUGUAGCAACAAGAAGCGUUGCGCCUGCGAGCAAGAGAUCUCUCUGGAGCUGAGUCCUGGCGUUUUCGUGAGUGUGUUAGGGAAAGAUCCUAGAACACCACGAUGAUUAGAAGUCCGGAUCUGGAAUCCUUUGUUUGUUGCGCUGUAUGUUCAAAAAUAAUACCACCGCCGCCUUCCAAUGCCACUUUUGAUCGGAUCCGGGAGUAUAAGCCCUUCAGGACACGGUAUUACACUCAUCGUGAUAUACUGGAGAUUGGAGCGAGCAUUCAACAGGAGCAGCAUGAAAGGAAGGAAACAGAGAUACAAGAGCGCAUCGAAAAAAUGAAAGCUGAACUUUGGUCUCAGGCUGAAAUGCACAAAGAAGAUGCAGUGGAUAAAGCUCUCAAAGAGGCAGCCGCUAACCACAAUACAUUUGUACAAGACCUUAAACAAAAACUUGGAAAGGAAAUAAGGGAAGCGGUGAGGAAGGCCAAGGCAGAGAUGCAGCAGUACAUGGAGGAGCAGCAGAGGAGGGAGGCCGAAGCUGCAGAGCAGCGCAUGGCGCACAGGCUGCGGUGUGCCCUGAUGGAGUGCGCGCAGGAGAAGAUUCAAGCGGUGGCAGAAGCCAGAAAGCAGGAGCGGGAGGCGGCACUGAACGAAGCAGCCAGGCAGCACAGAAAGCACCUAGAGCAACUCAAAGAAGAAAGCCUGUUAGCUGAGGCACUGUAUCGUAAGAGAAUAGAUCAAUUAAACAAAGAAAAAUGUAAUGAGAUUAAUAUUGCCCUGAGCAUCAAACAAAAAGAGAAUCAGAUUGAGAUUGAAAAGCAGCUCAAAGAAGCAGAGAUCCUACAUCUUGAUGAGCUGGAAAAAGUGAUGGCUACUCUGAAAGCAGCAGAAGAACAGGUAAAGAUUCUCAUGCAAAAGCUGGAAAAGAUGACAGCGUGGAAGGACAGCCUGGAAAAUGAAAUACAAGCAACAAGAGAAGCUUUUCAAAAGUAUAUUGAUGCCACAUUUCCUGACUUGUCCCCUGGACAAGCGGAUUUUAUUCUGCCUUUCAGAACAACGUUGGAGCAGAGGGACACCCUAGAAGAAACAGAGGGAAGUGACAAGGAAUGUGAGAGAAGGAGUACUGGAAGUGUGAGAUUCACAGCCAUGGGUAAACAGAACUUCAAGUAGGUGAUGCUGAAAAAUAAAGUCAUGUCAG
Anas platyrhynchos (mallard) is the source of this 2780-nucleotide messenger RNA. It is a transcript of the gene C3H6orf163, whose product is annotated as chromosome 3 C6orf163 homolog. NCBI's taxonomy places the organism in Eukaryota, Metazoa, Chordata, Aves, Anseriformes, Anatidae. The record is from RefSeq and is a predicted model, not a curated record.